This is a messenger RNA of Sparassis crispa, 1179 nucleotides long. Its product is annotated as Obg-like ATPase 1. Bases 1 to 1179 code for a protein of 392 amino acids. Gene Ontology annotation, cellular component: cytoplasm. The record is from RefSeq and is a predicted model, not a curated record. Gene Ontology annotation, molecular function: ATP hydrolysis activity; GTP binding; ATP binding. NCBI's taxonomy places the organism in Eukaryota, Fungi, Basidiomycota, Agaricomycetes, Polyporales, Sparassidaceae. The transcript is spliced from 11 exons.
AUGCCCCCGAAGAAGGCCGUAGUCGAGAAGAAAACCUUGCUCGGGCGACCAAGCAAUAACUUGAGGAUCGGUAUCGUAGGGGUGCCCAACGUGGGCAAGUCAUCGUUCUUCAACGUACUCUCCAAGACCGACUUGGGUAUUGCCAGAAAUUUCCCUUAUGCAACCAUCAACCCAGAAGAAGCGCGUAUCCCCGUGCCAGACACUCGUUUCGAGUGGCUUUGCGACGUGUACAAGCCCGUCUCCCGCAUUCCCGCGUUCCUCACAUGCAUCGACAUCGCCGGUUUGACAGCCGGUGCAUCGACCGGAGCUGGCCUGGGCAACGCGUUCUUGUCGCAUGUGCGCGCCGUCGACGGUAUCUUCCAAGUCGUGCGCGCGUUCGAUGAUGCGGAGGUCAUUCACGUCGAAGGCGAAGUCAACCCCAUCCGCGACAUGGAGAUUAUUCAGACCGAACUCCGUCUGAAAGAUAUCGAGUGGGUCGAGAAGGCCCUGGACGGGCUUAAGAAGAGCGGCCGUGCGCUCGGUAACACCAGUCUAGCAGACAGGGCAAAGAAAGAAGAAAUUGCCAGUGUGGAGAAAGUCUACAAGGUUUUGACUGAGGAGAACAAGGAUAUCCGCAAAGCAGAGUGGACCAACAAAGAGGUCGAUGUCGUCAACGGACUACAAUUGCUGACGGCGAAGCCUGUCACGUACCUUGUAAACCUCAGUGAGAAGGAUUAUGUCCGAAAGAAGAACAAGUGGUUGCCCAAGAUCAAGGCGUGGAUUGACGAGAACAACCCUGGCGACCCACUGAUUCCGUUCUCUGUAGCCCUUGAGGAGCGUUUGGUGAACCUGCCCGAGGAGGAAGCAGCCGAGGAACAAACAAAAGUUGGCGCACAGAGCGCACUGCCGAAGAUCACUCAAGCUGGAUAUUCAAGUCUUGACCUUAUUCGCUAUUUCACCUGCGGACCGGAUGAAGUCCGAGCGUGGACAAUUCGAAGAGGCACAAAGGCUCCCCAAGCGGCUGGUGUCAUCCACACGGACUUCGAGAACAAGUUUGUGUGUGGUGAGAUCAUGACGUUCGACGACCUGAAGGAGUACGGCAGCGAAGCGGCCGUGAAGGCGGCCGGCAAGCUCAGGCAACAAGGGAAGCCUUACGAAAUGGUGGAUGGAGAUAUCGCAUACUGGAAAGCUGGAGCAUGA